Messenger RNA from Paraglomus occultum, 791 nucleotides. Lineage: Eukaryota; Fungi; Glomeromycota; Glomeromycetes; Paraglomerales; Paraglomeraceae. The record is from the annotation of a GenBank genome assembly.
UGGAGCAACGACAAUUACUAACUGAGAGAUUCAACCAUGAUCCUAAAAUAUUGGUAUUUAUUCUGUCUACGAGAUCGGGAGGAUUGGGUAUUAACCUGACUGGUGCUGAUACGGUGAUAUUAUACGACUCGGAUUGGAAUCCGUGUAUGGACAGGCAGUGUCAAGACAGGUGUCACCGAAUAGGUCAAACACGCGACGUGAGCAUAUAUCGAUUCAUCAGUGAACAUACUAUAGAAGAAAACGUACUUCUCAAAGCUAAGCAGAAACGUAAACUGGACAAAUUAGUUAUGACUGAAGGUGAUUUUACAACUGACUAUUUCGAGAAGAUGAAAUGGCGUGAGUUGCUGGACGUAAUAGCACCGAAAAGGGAUGAAGAUGUAAGCGAUGAUACUUUAGCAGGUCCAGCCCUAGAGCAAUGUCUUGCUAUGGUAGAAGAUGAUAAAGAUGUUAACGCUGCCAGGGUAGCCCGCAUUGAGGAGGACAUUGACUUGACUGAGUUUGCUGAGAACAGCAAUUCCGCUGCUGAAAAUGCAGCCACGACUUCGGCCACCGAAGCGCCAGCAGACGGACCAGCAGAUGCACCGGCAGACGGACCAGCAGACGCACCAGCAGACAUGGAGGCAGGGGUAGCGGAUGCGGAUCAACGGCAGUCGGCAGAUACAUUAUCACCAAAUACUGAUAUAGACGACACAGGCGAAAGUGAUAGGGCCAUGGAUCACGUGGACAAUUAUAUGCUUCGAUUCAUGGAGAGGGAACUUGGUAUAUCAAUUGAUAGUGAUAUUAAUACAUGA